ACAGUACUCCACCGGUCGCUCACCUGUAUGCGCGUGCGCAUCGAACGAACGAAACGCGGGAAACAUCUGACGCGUACAUACGGAUGAUUAAUUAUAUACACUGUAAAACUUAAAGUACAGAUUACACAGUGCCAAUACAUUUGCACAACAUUUCUUUAAAUAAUGAGAAUUGUUUGGUGUUAGUGUUGUGCAGCCGGUGAAUCGCAUGCCCGUUUGAUAGCAUGCUGCGUAGUGGACUAGCCCUUUAAGUGGGUGUAACCAUGGCGAGUUUCGAGGAUCUCGCUUUCGACUGGUCAUCUCUGUGCCAGGAGUGCACUGAAUGCUGGACCGAAUCAGAUUUGCAGCUAGCAGCGGAACUCGGCAAGACCCUCUUAGAAAGGAAUAAGGAGCUGGAAACUGCUCUACGUCAGCAUCAGAAUGUCAUCGAAGAUCAAACACAGGAAAUCGAAUACUUAACGAAACAAACAGUAGCGCUACGCGAGGUGAACGACUCAAGACUGAGAAUCUACGAGCAGUUGGAGGUGAGCAUCCAGGACUUGGAGCGAGCCAACCACCGGCUGGCCGUGGACCAUGCCGCCGAUAAGAAACACAUUAAGACAUUAUGCUCCAACAUCGAAUCGUUGGAAAGCAAAUGCGAAGAACUACAAAAGACUGUUGACGAUUUGAACGCUCAACUGGAAAUUGCCAGGCGAAGAGCGGAAAAGAAACCGGAGGGCGAAAAACCCAAAGAGAAAGAAAAGAAAGUGGAACCCAACAUUAUCAGCCCUAAAAGACCCGACGUGACCAGUACACCACUAAAACAAGUAGCACCCCUCCCAGAACUGACAAAAGAGGAUGAAGACUUACUAAGGCUAAGUGAUGAACUGAGAGAGAGCAAAGUCGCAUUUGCACAAGAACAGAGGCGAGUAACGGAACUGGAAGAACAACUAGCGUCAAUGGUCCAAGAAAACAACAGACUACACGAUCAAUUGAGAAACUGGCAUCAGAGAGAAGAUGAACCGAAAUCAAUGCAUGAAGAGUUGUCCAUCCUUGAAGAAGUCAGACAAGGACAACUUUGCAUCAGGUGCCUGAGAGGCGUGGAACGAGGUGAUGACAUGUCUUCGAUGCUGGAUGGUGACGAUGACGACAGGAGUGCUAUCAGCUCUCUCAUUCUCACACCCUCAGGGCAAGAUAGUCCGAGAGAGGACAUUGUAACUAACAAACUCGUCAAAUUCGACAAUGCCAAGGAGAAACUACUACAGGGUGUAUGGGCUAACAAAGAAGACGGCCACGACAAUCCCUACAGGGAGUUGGUAGAAAAAUAUGAAGCACUUCUCGAAGUACAACUGUCACAAGUGAAAAACAUUAGGAAGAAUAAGCAAACAACUCUGGCCAACCUGCAGACCCAAUCCGGGCCUCUGUCGCUCCAAGACGAGUUGCAGACGUCCGGCGACUACGGCCAUUUCAGCGUCAAAGACACCGACGAGGAAAGCGGUCACGGGGAAGAGGCCCAAAAGGAUACACAACAAAAGAAGACCGAGGCCACAUCCCGGAAGAAGAUACAAACACCAGACUUCUCGGAAGCGGAAACGUCCAGCUCUGGAUUCUCGGACGAGACUAGCAACAAAGCGACACAGACUGAACGCGAGCGGCCCGGCUCAUUCCUCUGCACCAUAGCAGACGGCGAAGACUACCGCUUCAGCAUUUACGACGACGUCAGUCCGAUGGACAGCCGCUUCCGAAACAGACCCGAAUACAGAGAGCUGUUCAAGGAGAUCUUCACGAUACUAAAAAAGGCAGCCGAGAACAAAGACGAGGGCGAACAAUUGCCCCUCCUCGACGAUACGACGGCGGGAAAAGUGCCGCCCGUCACGCCUGCCGCUGAAGAACCGCCGGGCAAUUUCACCGAUGACACCCAAAGCGUUCUGUCGUCUGCGAUGUCUGAACGAUCGAUUCCAGUGUCCGAUGUGACUGUCCCGGAUUCUCCUACUCUAACUGAGAAGGAGAAACCCGCUACGACGUCUGGUAAGAAACAGGAGGUGGUUAACGACAAAGAGAAUAAACCCCAGGUGGAACAAGUCGCCGCACAAGUGGAGAAACCUAAAGAGAAGGAGACGGAGAAGGAAAAGGAGAAAGAGGAGAAAGAGAAAGAGCGCGUAUUGACUCCACUCGUGCGGCAGCCGCUGGAGUAUAUCGCGGCCACUAGAAAGAAGUCCAGACAUCGCAACCGCAAACACAGCCAGGAGCGACAGGGAGCAGACUCUCCAGUAUUCCCGUCGCCGCCAAAAGUGACCUAUCAGAAGACAUCCAGCAAGAAGAGGAGGGACUACAGACCUAUAGAGGUGAGCCCCCUCGUCCGAACCGAAUCCGACUGGAACGGCUCCACGCUACAAUUCUACAACAGGACUAUGAACUCUCCGACACCCAGUUCAAGCGGCCGGACCGGUAAAAUAUACCAAGGCUGGAACCCGGAGACGGAUUCGUGGGAUAUCAAACAGAGCACCGCGUCACAAGAGAUACACAAGUUGAGGAAACUUGAGCUUUCCUACGCUGAAGUGUUGAGGAACGCCGACAAAACUAAACCUAGGCGCAAGAAACAUCAGUAAUUACUUUUUAAAUAUUCGACACCUCGCUCUCCAGCGAGAGACGUGAUCCGAACGCCAUUUGUCUUUGCCGACUGGACAUAAGUACUUUAGUUUAGAAGUAUGUAUUUGUGAUCUGCUAGCGAUACUUUUUAAUUUGUACCUAACUAUAUAAUUCAGAAUAAUUGCCAUAAUAUGAACUGGUAUAGUGUUGUACGUCGUUUAUUGUAUGUAUUCAUUGAAACUAUUCGAAACAUUAAUUAAAAUAUUAUUUAAUUUCCCUCCGAUAUGAACAAGCCUUGUUCCCUCAAACACAAAUUGCAUUUAAUAUUGAAGCAUGUCCCCGCGCUGGCAUCGGUAAUAUUGAGUACUGAAUUAAAAAGCGAUUUGGAUUUUACAACUGAAUAUUAUGAAUUUAUGUUUUAUUCAUUAACUAUUAUGUCAUUGUUUUAGUCACUAUUAUAAUUGUAUAUUAUGUAUUUUCGAUUUUAAUUUGUAAAUAUGUUUUUAAGUUAAUUAUAUUUUUUACAUUGCCAUGGAUAUUUCGGAGUACUCAAAUGUUUUGUAUGGAAUCGUAUGCUAAAAUUAUUUAAUGCAGAGAGAAGGUUGAAGGUAAAAAUAAAUAAAAUUUGCAUUCAUAAAAAAGUAUUUCAUUGUCGGCCGUACAAAAAUGAGAUAAAAAAAAUAUAAUAAAACGCUAUAAAUAUAUUACAAUAAUAUAAUUUAUGGUUACUUUUUACAUAUAUAUUAGUGUGUUGUGUAUAAUUAUGUAUAUUUAAUAAUAUAUUGCGUGUUUGUCUACUUGUUUUGCGCCUCUAGUUCGCGUUCGACGAUCUUGCGAUAUUCAUCGAAACCGCCUUCUAUACUAGUCACUGAGCCGUUACCGCAGAUCCAAAGUUCUUUACACACCAUCCGUAUCAACCUUUCGUCGUGAGACACUAGUAUCACACCACCCUGGAAACAAUAACACAUAACUCAAAUAAAUGAAUAAAUUAUUAUUUGAUUUCUGUGCUAAUUAAAACCUUUUUUUUUUCAAUGAGUAUAAAAUCACAUAAUAGUUAAAAAAAAGGUGAAAGACAGAGUAUUUCAUACUAUUCAGCGGUCUAACCUAAUGAGUGCGUGAAGAUUGUCACAGGAGUUUGUAGUUUAUAACGAUAUUAAUAGAUAUGUAUUUUGAUUGCGUGUGAAAUAUUUCUAAUUCCUAUCGAAUUAAGACUCGAUCACAAAUGAUCUAAAGUAUUUUCUCAAUAUACCGUAUCAUUCUAUGACCGUACAUAGCGUUUCACUUAUGAAAACAGACUUUCAGUCUACACAUGAACCAUGCAGUUUAUGUUAUACACUUACUUACAUAUGAAAAUUGUACAGAAAACAUGCCCAAAUUACAUACCGUGUACUUAGUGAUGGCCUUCCCUAAUGCCUCGAUCGUCUCUAUAUCCAAGUGGUUAGUAGGCUCAUCGAGUACCAAGAAAUUCGGAUUUCCCAUACACAUCCGAGCGAAGGCCACACGAGAUUUCUGUCCACCGGAUAAACUCGCUAUAGUUUGUAACGCGAGGUCACCGCUCACACCGAAACUGCCGAGCUGUCUUCUGUACUCUUCUAUCGUCUUACCUGAUAUACAGAAAAAAUGAAAGUUAAAAUG
Diatraea saccharalis (sugarcane borer) is the source of this 4200-nucleotide messenger RNA. NCBI's taxonomy places the organism in Eukaryota, Metazoa, Arthropoda, Insecta, Lepidoptera, Crambidae. The record is from the annotation of a GenBank genome assembly.